AUGUCUUCUGAACCAUCCUCUGAAAUUGCACCCAAGUCAGAGACCCAGCUCGAGUCUGGAGCGGUGGAGGAAAGCAAUUUUGAGGAUAGCCUUGUGUCCUGGAAUGGAGCGGAUGACCCUAGCAAUCCCCAUAAUUGGGCCAAAAACAAGAGAUGGGCACAUGUCAUUAUUAUCUCAAUAUUGGCUCUCAUCACAAACAUGGCUCCUACGAUGUGUGCGCCGGGUAUCAAAAGCAUCGCUGCUGACCUGAACAUAACAUCCACUGUCGUCAGCACUCUGGCCAUCACUCUGUAUGUGCUGGGGGUCGCCAUUGGACCGUUGUUAAUGGCUCCUCUGAGUGAGAAGUACGGGCGUGUGCCUAUCUACCACAUCGCCAACAUUAUAUUCAUAGCGUUUCUUAUUGGUAAUGCACUGAGCCAGUCUGCUGCCCAAUUCAUGGUUUUCCGAUUCUUCUCUGGAUGUGCGGGUGGCACACCUAUGGCUCUGGGUGGAGGAACCAUCGCGGAUAUCACCACCAUCGAACAACGAGCAAUUUCAAUGGCCUUGUUCAGUAUGGGGCCACUUGCAGGGCCGGUUCUCGGUCCCGUCAUUGGAGGCUUCCUCGCUGCGGGCAAGGGCUGGCGCUGGACCUUUUGGUUACUCGCUAUUCUUGGGGGGUUCUUUGGAAUAGCAGCCGCCAUUAUCAUGCGCGAAACACACCCCAAGGUUAUUCUCGAGCGUAAAGCUGCUCAUCUCCGCGCUACUACAGGUAAUGUCAAUAUACGGUCCAAGCUUGACAAGCCUAUUUCGCCCAGCCAGGUCUUCAUACAAGUCCUUGCCCUUCCCAUCAAGCUUCUUCUUACAUCGCCCAUUUUGCUCGUCAUCUCGCUAUACGUUUCUCUAGUUUUUGGGGUUAUGUACCUCCUGUUCACCACCUUUACUGGCGUUUUUGAAGGCCAGUAUGGGUUCAGCACAUCGAUCUCCGGACUAGUAUACUUAGGUUUAGGAGUUGCUCUAUUCGCAAGCAUGUUCAUUUUCAACAUGCUUAAUGGUAGUGUCCAAGCUGCGCGCAUGAAGGCGGAAGGCGUGAAAAAACCACGACCGGAACAUCGAUUAAUAUUAAUGAUCUGGUUCAGCCCCUGCGUGGGUCUAGGGUUGUUUGUCUACGGCUGGACGGCCUACUACAAAGUCCAUUGGAUUGUACCCAUCAUUGGCACAGCUUUGAUGGGGUUUGGUGCCUUUUUUGUCAUUAUGCCUGCGCAGCUUUAUCUCAUCGAUGUGUUUGGCUCUGAGGCCGCUGCAUCCGCCCUGGGUGCCAAUAACCUCUUGCGAUAUAUUUCAAGUACAUUUCUACCGCUAGCAGGGCCGAAAAUGUACCAAGCUCUCAAUUAUGGCUGGGGGAAUAGUUUACUGGGAUUUCUCGCUCUGGCUUUUGUCCCGGGGCCUCUCCUGUUCUACAAGUAUGGAGAACGGCUACGUACCAAGGCAGCUACCCAAUCUUCGGGUUGA
Molecule: messenger RNA, 1488 nt
Organism: Talaromyces proteolyticus
Lineage: Eukaryota; Fungi; Ascomycota; Eurotiomycetes; Eurotiales; Trichocomaceae
Product: putative MFS multidrug transporter
Exons: 4
Coding region: 1-1488 (495 amino acids)
Biological process (GO): transmembrane transport
Molecular function (GO): transmembrane transporter activity
Source: RefSeq, a predicted model, not a curated record